Ectocarpus siliculosus is the source of this 1244-nucleotide messenger RNA. The record is from the annotation of a GenBank genome assembly. Lineage: Eukaryota; Phaeophyceae; Ectocarpales; Ectocarpaceae.
AUGGAAUGGUGGCCUGGGAGAGCUCGAAAAAUCACAAGGCUGGCCCUGCACGACCCAGCGAAUCCAACAACAUACACUGCCCUGCCAUCCGAGCUCCACAGGACCGGGGCUGGUCUCCUACCCUGCGGUAGCACUGGCCACGCUUCUGCUGUGGUGCUCAGAGUUUUUGAUGACGGCCGCCCCGAAGGGUCCUCCAACGAGCGCGACCAGACGGGACUUUUUGAAGAGCGCGGCAGCUCAGCGAAUGGCAUCCUUGGAGCCCGCGUGGGAGCAUCGGCGGCUAACGUUGCGGUUGGACGGCCGGUGCUGGAGAGCGCGGAAGCAGCGGCGGAUUCCUUGGUGGAGAUAGGUGUUUGUCAUGAACAGGGCAACGUUCCCGUUCUUCGAGAGGGCAAGAUCUACCAUCAGUUCCACAACGACAUGUCUGAGGACUACGGUCGCAAGCACAACAAUUUGCGGAAGCAGUACGCCGAGGAGGGCACGAUGCACGAAUCGACUGCCCCGAGAAUUUCAUGUAGUGCGAAGCAGCACUGAGUGCGCCCCUCCUCUCUGUUGCGCGGUUCAUGCGUGAAGCGAAGUCUCGACACCAUGUCGACCAGGAAUCGAAAGUUUAGGACGCCGGCCCGGCGACUCAGCACGGUUCAGCUCGACAAGUCCCCGGCCGUGUGUUGCCCAAACAUUGUUGCGGGGAGACGCUGUGUUCUCUUCCAUUUGAUACCUGGUAGGGGGAAACCUAACGUUAAGCCCCGGUGUAGUAGAGUUGAAGUGGCAGCAGUACCCUACGAAGACAGGGGCGAGCAGGAGGAAAGCCCCACGGUUAUCAUGGGGGAGUGAAUCGUUUGGCAGAGUUAACCGUCAAUAAGUUCGGCUCGUUGGGUGUUGUUGUUGAAAUAUAUUGAAGUUCCUGUGCAGGCGGGUAUAGCAUGUAUUGCUAUUUCACUAUUUCCCGUGGAACCGAAAACGAAGUGGCACGUUUAGGAAGCAGCAGUAGGGGAGGAGAAUGUCAAGAUGUAAACAACCAGCUUUAGAAUGUCGAAAAUUUCAAAUAUUUGCGAUUUUUUUCCUUUCCUAUUGUGUACCUAUUUCCUUUUGACGCCAACUCUCAAACAAUCGGACAUUUGGAAGGAUUCGGUGUAUUCAUGAUGUUUCUCUACAUGACAAUUGUGUAGAUAGUUUAUGAUGUAACUGCCGCGUGAAAUCAUUGUUUCAUUCCAUCCACCAGCAACAACAAAUUAUGAAAUUUU